Messenger RNA from Morus notabilis, 1863 nucleotides. Its product is annotated as pentatricopeptide repeat-containing protein At5g48910. The coding region runs from base 5 to 1774 and encodes 589 amino acids. The transcript has a single exon. The record is from RefSeq and is a predicted model, not a curated record. Lineage: Eukaryota; Viridiplantae; Streptophyta; Magnoliopsida; Rosales; Moraceae. Gene Ontology annotation, molecular function: protein binding; RNA binding. Gene Ontology annotation, biological process: RNA modification.
CAAGAUGAACCCAACAACCAUCACCACCACAAAUCUCCCUUAUCACUUCAAACCAACAGAACUCUCAACAGAAACCAUACCCACCUCCAAACUCUCUCAAAAAACAAUCUUGGAUCUCAUAAACACAAAAUGCUCCAAUUCUCUACACUAUCUAAAGCAAGCCCACGCCUUAGUUCUAAGGUCAGGCCACUUCCAAGACCACUACGUAUCAGGAACACUUCUCAAACACUACGCAAAUCCCCACCUCAGAAACUUUGCUUUUGCAUUCAAGGUGUUCGAUCAUGUGCCGAGGCCAAACGUUUUUGUAUGGAACAUUCUGCUCCAAGGGUGUUUAGAUAACAACGAGCCGUUUUUGGUGGUGUCGUUUUAUGAAAAAAUGAUGGCUGCGAAUUGUAGGCCUAAUAAGUUCACCUUCCCUGUAGUGUUCAAGGCCUGCACAAUGGUGCAGGCUGAAGAGGAGGGUGUGCAAGUCCAUGCCCAUGUUGUGAAACAUCGGCUUGGCAGAGAUGGACAUGCAAAGAGCUCCGGUAUUCAGAUGUAUGCCUCGUUUGGUCACUUGGAGGCUGCUAGGCGGAUGCUCAAUGAUGAGAUCGAUGUUGUUUGUUGGAAUGCGAUGAUCGAUGGUUGCUUCAAGUUCGGUAAUGUUGAGGCGGCUAAGGGAGUGUUUGGGGAGAUGCCGAGUAGGAAUGUCGGUUCUUGGAACGCGAUGAUAAGCGGUUUUGCAAGGUGUGGGAUGAUAGAGACUGCAAGAAAGUUCUUUGAUGAAAUGAGUGAAAGGGAUGAGAUAUCUUGGAGUGCUAUCACGAAUGGUUAUAUCAAAGGAGGGUAUUUCAAGGAGGCCUUGGAAGUUUUCUAUUUGAUGCAAAGGGAGGGAAUUGGGCCCAGAAAGUUUAUAUUGUCAAGUGUGCUGGCUGCUUGUGCCAAUGUUGGAGCACUUGAUCAAGGAAGGUGGAUUCAUGCCUAUGUUGAAAGGAAUUUGAUUCGAGUGGAUGCGGUUUUAGGGACUGCGUUGUUGGAUAUGUAUGCGAAAUGUGGGAGGCUCGACUUGGCGUGGGAGGUUUUUGAGAACAUGAGAUGGAAAGAGACUUUCACCUGGAAUGCCAUGAUUGGUGGACUUGCUAUGCACGGCAGGGCAGAGGACGCCGUGGAGCUUUUCUCAAAGAUGCUGAAAAACAAGCUGAAACCGGAUGGGAUUACCUUUGUGAACAUCCUAAAUGCUUGUGCCCAUGGAGGUCUUGUUGAUAAAGGUCUAAGGAUCUUCAGCUCCAUGAAGAAAUUGUAUGGUGUUGAGCCAGAAAUUGAGCAUUAUGGGUGCGUUGUUGAUGUCUUGGGAAGGGCAGGAUUACUUACAGAAGCAGAGGACUUUCUAGGAUCAAUGCCGGUGAGACCAAAUGCAGCUGUGUUCGGGGCGCUUUUAGGUGCUUGCAGGAAACAUGGAAAUGUUGAGUUGGGGGAGAUAGUGGGAAAGAUUUUGCUUAAACUAGAACCGGAGAAUAGUGGGCGUUAUGCGCUAUUAUCGAAUAUCUAUGCAAUGGCAGGAAGAAGGGAGGAUGUGGAAAAGGUGAGAAAAUUGAUGAAGGAAAGGGGAGUAAAAACAAAUCCUGGGAUUAGCAUGAUUGACAUAGAUGGCAAAAUUCAUGAGUUCAAAAUGGGUGAAGGUUCUCACCCACAAAUGAAGGCGAUCUACUUGAUGUUGGAAAGGAUCAUGGAGAGGCUGCAGAUGGAAGGUUAUUCGCCGGAUACAUCCCAAGUUUUGUUUGAUAUUACAGAAUAAGAGAAGGAAACUGACUGCAAUACUAUAGUGAAAAGCUUGCCAUUGCUUUUGGCCUCCUAAACACGAAGCCGGGAACAACAAUUCAAAUA